Messenger RNA from Sander lucioperca (pikeperch), 759 nucleotides. RefSeq lists its product as uncharacterized. The record is from RefSeq and is a predicted model, not a curated record. Bases 114 to 524 code for a protein of 136 amino acids. Lineage: Eukaryota; Metazoa; Chordata; Actinopteri; Perciformes; Percidae. The transcript has 3 exons.
CCUAACCCCCCCUCGUCCUCCACCUCAACCCCUGGUGUCCCCUCCAUUAGAUACUCAGCUCAUCCAUUCUUUCUCUGGACUCUGGAAGACGCAGUGACUAUCGGCCAGCUGCCAUGAAGACUGCCCUGGCCCUGCUGCUGCUCAUCUCUCUGGCCUGCCACAGUGCUCUCUCCUGUUCUGUCUGCAAAGGCCACACCCUCAAAUGUCACACAUGCGUGGCGUCCAAUGAUGACGACUGCAAUCGACAGGGCUCCACCUCCUGCCCUCAGUACGCUGACGCCUGCUCCACCAUCACAGGACCCAGCACCGUGAUGAAGUCGUGCACGUACAAGGCUUUCUGCGACAAGGCUCAUGGCGUCAGUUCCGGAGCCAAGAUGGACUGCUGUUUUGGUGACGACUGUAAUGGGCCCCACCGGAGCCACAGUCACGGGGAUCACCAUCGCAACAGCGCAGGGGCUGUGGCCUCCAGCCCUGCCCUGCUGAUCACGGCCCUGCUGCUGCGUGUGGCUGUCAGUCAGCUGUAAACACCUCCACUUUUCUUUCCUCCAGGGAUUCAUUCAUUGUCAUUUGCUGGGUUGUCAUCCAUCCACCUUCUCCUCUUUGUCAUUCUGUACCCCUCAGAGAUUUUCAAUCCAAGUUUACAAAAAGGAUUUGAGUGCCAGAGAUUUUCCUGUGGUUUAAAACAAAAAAAAAAUUUGGUUUCUGAUGUUGGUGAAGUGAAGGUUGUCUGUCCCAUAAGUACAAGCUUCAGCACUUUAA